AUGAAAGAAGAUAAAAUAACAAGAAUAUUAAAUUGCAAUUAUAAAGAAUUUGUAAAUAUAUAUAAAGAUCAAGCAGGUCAAAAUGACUAUCAUUUAAAAAGAGGCGAUAUCAAUAUCAAGUUUACCAAUUGGACCACCAUUACUAAUACAGGAUCAUUAAAUAAAGAUUGUGACAAUGAAGAAAGAUCGAUUACAUUUCAAGCACCAAUCAAUGCACCCCAAUCA
Dictyostelium purpureum is the source of this 225-nucleotide messenger RNA. RefSeq lists its product as uncharacterized. The transcript has a single exon. Lineage: Eukaryota; Evosea; Eumycetozoa; Dictyosteliales; Dictyosteliaceae. The record is from RefSeq and is a predicted model, not a curated record. The annotation marks the transcript as partial.